Oncorhynchus kisutch (coho salmon) is the source of this 5824-nucleotide messenger RNA. Its product is annotated as disabled homolog 2-interacting protein. The transcript is spliced from 13 exons. Lineage: Eukaryota; Metazoa; Chordata; Actinopteri; Salmoniformes; Salmonidae. The record is from RefSeq and is a predicted model, not a curated record. Gene Ontology annotation, biological process: regulation of GTPase activity. The coding region runs from base 11 to 3079 and encodes 1022 amino acids.
UUCUAAUCUGAUGCCGAGGCUGAAGGAGUCUCGCAGCCACGAGUCGUUGCUCAGCCCCAGUAGUGCUGUGGAGGCCGUGGACCUCAGCAUGGAGGACGAGGUGCUCAUCAAACCUGUUCACAGCUCCAUCCUCGGACAGGACUACUGCUUCCAGGUCACCACCUCAACAGGAAGUAAAUGUUUCUCCUGUCGAUCUUCAUCAGAGAGGGACAAGUGGAUGGAGAACCUGAGGAGAGCCGUCCACCCCAACAAGGACAACAGCCGUCGGGUGGAGAACAUGCUGAAGCUGUGGAUCAUCGAAGCCAAGGACAUUCCGGCCAAGAAGAAGUACUUCUGCGAGCUGUGUCUGGAUGACACCCUGUACGCCCGCACCACCUGCAAGCUCAAGACCGACAACGUCUUCUGGGGUGAGCACUUUGAGUUCAACAACCUCCCGGCUGCCAAGAGCAUCACGGUCCACCUCUACAAGGACUCGGACAAGAAAAAGAAAAAAGACAAGAACAAUUACAUCGGACUGGUCAACAUCCCAGUCGCCGCGGUGACGGGAAGGCAGUUCAUGGAGAAGUGGUACCCGGUAAGCACUCCGACGCCCAACAAGGGGAAGACGCCAGGGCCCAUGAUUCGGAUCAAGGCCCGCUACCAGAGCAUGAACAUCCUGCCUAUGGAGAUGUAUAAGGAGUUUGCAGAGUACACCACCAAUAACUACAUGUUGCUGUGCUCCGUGCUGGAGCCUGGCAUCAGUGUGAAGAACAAGGAGGAGAUGGCUUCUGCCCUGGUCCACAUUCUACAGAGCACCGGCAAGGCCAAGCUGAGUGAGUUUAUCAAGGCGUUGUAUGAGUCAGAUGAGAACUGUGAGGUGGACCCGUCCAAGUGUUCGUCCAAUGACCUGCAGGAGCACCAGAGCAACCUGAAGAUGUGCUGUGAGCUGGCCUUCUGCAAGAUCAUCAACUCCUACUGUGUGUUUCCACGGGAACUCAAGGAGGUGUUUGCAUCGUGGCGACAGGAGUGCAGUAGCCGGGGGCGACCGGACAUCAGCGAGCGCCUGAUCAGCGCGUCUCUGUUCCUGCGUUUCCUGUGUCCGGCCGUUAUGUCCCCGUCGCUUUUCAACCUGAUGCAGGAAUACCCUGAUGACCGCACCGCACGCACACUCACACUCAUCGCCAAGGUCACGCAGAACCUGGCCAACUUCGCCAAGUUUGGCAGUAAGGAGGAGUACAUGUCCUUUAUGAACCAGUUCCUGGAACAUGAGUGGACCAACAUGCAGCGAUUCCUGCUGGAGAUCUCUAACCCAGAGACCAUCUCUAACACUGCAGGGUUCGAAGGUUACAUAGACCUGGGACGGGAGCUGUCCACCCUGCACAACCUGCUGUCAGAGGUCGUCUCUACCAUGGACCAGAGCUCCGCCUCCAAGCUAGGCCCCCUACCCAGGAUCCUCCGGGAGGUGAACACAGCGCUGAACAACCCGUCCAGCAUGACCAUGAGCAUGACCCCUCCGUCCUCCUCUGACCGUAUGGGGUCACCGCCCAAUGCCGGGGCAGGCUGCAGCAUCUCCACCGGCCUACAGAAGAUGGUCAUCGACAAUGACCUUUCAGGGUUGGUGGACUUCACCCGGUUACCCUCCCCCACCCCGGAGAACAAGGAACUCUUCUUUGUCACCAGGAACGCUGGGAUCCAGCCCACCCCGGCCCGCAGCUCUAGCUACUCUGAAUCCAAUGAGCCCGACCUGGGCAUAGCCAACGGCAGCAAGAGCCUGUCCAUGGUGGACCUCCAGGACCCCCGCAGCUUAGAGAGUGGCCCAGGCCCUGGCCCGUCAGACGGCCUGGGCGAGGGCAUCGUUCCUGGGGGAGUGUGGUCAGCCCGAACCCCCCAGGGGAACAUCACUGGAGGUCCUACUCUGAGAAGGCCCGUCCAGACCCCCACCACCCCCGGAUCGGAGAGCGCCCCAGGCAGACCUGCUCAGCUUCUAGCCCCCCUGUCCUUCCAGAACCCCGUCUACCAGAUGGCGGCAGGGCUGCCCUUGUCGCCGCGGGGCCUGGUCGACUCGGGUUCUGAGGGCCACAGCUCCCACAGUUCCCAUAGCAACAAUGAGGAUGGGCCAGGAGGAGGAGGGGGGAUACACAACUCCUUCCUGAACCACGGAGUAGGAGGUGGGGGGAGCAGCGUGGAGGAGUAUGCCCGUCGUUCGGGGGAGUUCAUAGGCACGCGGAGGCAGCUGUCACUCACAGAGGCCCAGCACCAGCCCACCGUGCCCAGACAGAAUAGCGCCGGCCCCCAGCGCAGGAUAGACCAGCCCCCUCCACAGACCACCGUCACCAGGGGCCGCACGCCCCCAAACCUGCUCAACAGCGGGCCCUACCCGCGCCCCUCCAGCAGCAGCAUGAUGUCAUCCCCCGACUGGCCCGGCAACGGGGCGCGGCUACGGCAACAGUCGUCGUCAUCAAAAGGAGACAGCCCAGAGAGCAAGCAGAGAGCCCAGCACAAACAGGCCCCCUCCCCAGUGAAGCCCAAUGCACUGGACCGUACGGCUGCCUGGCUGUUGAAUAUGAAUGUUCAGUAUGUAGACCAUGAGGGGAUGGACCCCGAGUUCAGAAACAGAGAGGAUCUCACUCAGGCCGAGAAGUACCAGCAGGAGAUUGUGGUCCUCCAGGAGAAGCUGCGUGUGUCGGUCCAGAAGCUGGAGGAGUAUGAGGCUCGUCUGAAGGGUCAGGACGACGGUGCUCAAAAGGUGCUGAUGGAGUACCAGGCACGGCUGGAGGAGUCUGAGGAACGCCUGAGACGACAGCAGGAUGACAAGGACCUCCAGAUGAAGGGUAUUAUAAGCAGGUUAAUGUCGGUGGAAGAGGAGCUAAAGAAAGAUCACAAUGACAUGCAGGCUGUGGUUGACUCCAAACAGAAGAUCAUUGAUGCACAGGAGAAACGUAUAGCGUCCCUGGACACGGCCAACGCCCGUCUGAUGAGUGCCCUGACCCAGCUGAAGGAGCGCUACAGCAUGCAGACCCGUAACGGCAUCUCCCCGACCAACCCCACCAAGCUCCAGAUCACUGAGAAUGGAGAGUUCAGGAACAGCAGCAACUGCUAGAGGCAGAGAGAGAGAGAGAGUGUGUGUGUGUGUGUGUGUGUGUGUGUGUGUGUGUGUGUGUGUGUGUGUGUGUGUGUUGGCUGGUGCUUGUAGAGGACACUUCCUUAUAUGGACACUACAUGGUGAGGAGAAUGUGAGUGAGGAGACCACUGCCAGGGGCCAAGCGAGGAGGCGGGUCUUCAGUUUGACAGACAGCAGACCAGGAAAGAGACAACGAAUCAAUGGACAGAGCUGAACACCAGAUGGGCCCUGCAGAGGAGAAGCCGGGACAAGCUGUAGACAUGAACUGAACUCUCCGUCAAUCAAUCGACUUGGAUGUUUCCAUUGGAUGUAUGCAGUUGCUGGGACAAUUUCAGGCUCUCUUCCCUAAAGCUUGGGUCAAACCACUAUAUAAUCAACACAUUGUCUGUCAGAUAGUCACCCAAAACCUCUUUACUCUCCUCUUCUCUUCUUCUCUGUUCUCCUUUCCUCUCCUCUUUUCUCUUCUCUGUUUUCCUCUCCUUUCCUGACCUCCUCUCUUCUUCUCUCUGUUAGGAGCAGGUUAUGUGGACCUUGUACAAAACAAUAACAAAAACAAUGGUUUAUUUAGAUCUUAUCUCAUUCUUUUAAAAACCAAAUAGGAGCUUUGAAAUAUUUUUUGUCCAAACUGAUCUUUAUUUUUAAGUCCCUGAGUGUGUUCCAAAGUGCCCCACUAUCCCCUACCCCCCCUACAUAGUGCACUUUGUGAAAGUUAUUGGUACAUGAAACGCCUUAAGUAAGGAACACACCUCUACUUUGUCCUUCAGCCCCCUUCUUCCUGCCAUAAAAGGCACAACUUAUAAUACUGUGGAUUUGUAAAGGAAUACAUAUACUGUAUAAAUACAUCACGUAAUGUAUUAUAAACCCUAAAUAAUGAACUAUAUGUGAGACUAUAUUAAUGAUAUUUAAUAUAGAUGUAUGCAUAUUUAUUUUUUUCCUCUAUAAAGUAUACAUGAGAUAUAGUUAUAUUUGAAAGACUGCAGCUAUACUGUGUAUUAUAGGGCAUAGGGGGAGAGACUGCAGCUAUACUGUGAGUAGUACCAUCAACAGAUUAAAUAGUUAGAAUGCUAUUUUAUUUCUUCUAAACCUUUAGUUUAUCCAGGUUUUCUGGACAGACCUGGUUGGGUCGAGGUUUGCUUUAGUGCUUCAUCAUUAAUGUUGAAUCAACGUUGAAUCAAUGUUGUAUGUUGGUUGUGUGUCCCUCUGCAUUUGGAGCUAUAGGACUGGCUCAUUGUAAUGGCUUGAAUGGCAUGAAUGGUCAAACAUGGUAUCAAACACAUGGCAACCACAUGUUUGACUCCAUUCCAAAACUCCAUUCCAGCCAUUGCAAUGAGCCUGUCCUCCUAUAGCUCCUCCCUCCAGCCAUGGUUGGUCUCAUAGCCCCUGUAGUACAAGGAGAGAGAGAGUUGUGUUGUUUAACAUAACAUUAUACUAUACACUGGACUGGUGUCGGUCACGUGACCUCACAGAUUAUAAUAUUACUUUUUCUUAAAACUCUUAAGUAAGAAUGUUACUCUUAAAACUCCUGUUUGUAAAUUAAUGUCAAUGAAGCAUGCUGCAUCGAGACUGUGACCUCCCACUUCACUUUCAAGCAUCUCUCUCUCCUCUAUUUCUCUCCCCUUCUCCUUCAUUCCCUCUCUCCAUCUCUCUCUCCUCUAUUUCUCUCCCCUUCUCCUUCAUUCCCUCUCCCCAUCUCUCUCUCUCCUCUAUUUCUCUCCCCUUCUCCUUCAUUCCCUCUCUCCAUCUCUCUCUCCUCUAUUUCUCUCCCCUUCUCCUUCAUUCCCUCUCUCCAUCUCUCUCUCCUCUAUUUCUCUCCCCUUCUCCUUCAUUCCCUCUCUCCAUCUCUCUCUCUCCUCUAUUUCUCUCCCCUUCUCCUUCAUUCCCUCUCUCCAUCUCUCUCUCCUCUAUUUCUCUCCCCUUCUCCUUCAUUCCCUCUCUCCAUCUCUCUCUCUCCUCUAUUUCUCUCCCCUUCUCCUUCAUUCCCUCUCUCCAUCUCUCUCUCCUCUAUUUCUCUCCCCUUCUCCUUCAUUCCCUCUCUCCAUCUCUCUCUCCUCUAUUUCUCUCCCCUUCUCCUUCAUUCCCUCUCUCCCUCUCUCUCUCUCUCUCUUCUGAAUGUGAAGAUGCUACUCAAACACAGUUGGUCUUAAAAUUGGGUGUUUAAGUCCUUCUGAAUGAUCCGAUAGCUGCUGUUCGGCUCGCCCCCACCAGACAUUUCAACAUCUAUAUUUGGUAUAUUUUUCUAUUCCUUUUUCUUACCUUUACAGAUUAAUUAAUAAGAGUGAUGAAAUCUGCAUGCUUCAUUUUGGUGCUAUAACCAAUGGUAGCGCCAGACUGUCAGCUUUUGUUUUCGGUUGCCAAUAUAGGAAGAUGAUGAACUUCUUUUUUUAUGAGUUGCUACAGAAAUAAACAUAUAUAAUAUGUGAUUAUAUAUCCUAUUAUAUACAGUUUCCAGUCCAAAGUUUGGACACACCCACUUAUUCAAGUGUUUUUUCUUUAUUUUUAAUAUUUUCUGCAUUCUAGAAUAGUAGAGAAGACAUCAAAACUAUGAAAUAACACAUAUGGAAUCAUGUAGUAACCCAAAAAAGUGUUAUACAAAUCUAAAUAUAUUAAGUAGCUAACCUUUGCCUCGAUGAUAGCUUUGCACACUCUUGGCAUUCUAUCAACCAGCUUCAUGAGGUAGUCACCUGGAAUACAUUUCAAUUAACAAGUGUGCCUUGUUAUAAUAAU